AUGGUUUCCCCUCGCUUCAUCCCUUCGAGGCUUGAUGGAAUCGAGGACGUCGAAGACUACCAACCUGGCGGAUUCCACCCAAUAUCGAUUGGCGAUGACUUUGAACAAGGGCGUUUCAGAGUCCUUCAUAAACUCGGAUUUGGAGGUUCUUCUACUGUUUGGCUGGCCCGUGAUCAGCGGGCAAGGGAAGACCAGGGCAGAAUCGUCACUCUCAAGGCAAUGCGCUCUGAUGUUCCCUCGUCCAGCACCCCGAGCCAAAUCCCCGAACUGUCCAUUUCCCAGAAACUCAGAGCAUCUCUUCCUCAUUCCGAGACCAUUGGCUUCCAGACUGUCAACCACCAUUUCUUCGUACAAGGCCCGAACGGCAACCACCUAUUCCUCAUAUCCCCCUUCGCCGGCCCGAGCAUCCUUGCCAUGUCUGACUCUCCCGGCCGCGUCGCUGGUAGUCGACGACUACGUGCAGACUUGGCUAGGAAGGUCGCGAAACAAACAGUAGAAACGAUACACCACAUGCACUGUGCGGGUGUCGUCCAUGGAGACCUGACCACAUCGAACAUCCUGUUUCGCCUGUCGCCCCAUGUCCUUGAAUGGUCGGACACCGAAGUGUACGCUCAUCUGGGCGAUCCCGAAACGGAGAAUGUUAGAACUCGUGACGGGCAACCCUUGGGCCCGAACGCACCAGCUAUGCUCAUCGCCCCCAUCCAGAACUCCAGAAUGUCAGACACAUCACUUCUUGAAGAAAGCACCAUCGUUAGUGACUUUGGCCAGUCCUACGUCGCCGCCUCUCCACCGCCGUCCUAUGAGCCAGGAACGGUGUUAAAUUACCAGUCACCGGAGGCUCGCUUUGCGGGGCGAGCGAGCUUCGAGGCAGAUGUCUGGUCUCUCGGAUGCGCCAUCUUUGAAAUUCGUGCUGGCUUUGCCCUCUUCGAAUCGUUCCUGGGGAGUGAUAUCGACGUUCUCAAACAGACGGUCGAGACGCUUGGACGACUACCUGACCCUUGGUGGGGUGCUUUUGAACAGCGGUCACUAUGGUUUGAGGAGGAUGGCCAGCCCAAGAGCGAGCAGGAUCAAGAACGUGCUGGCGUGCUCCUGAAAUCCUACAAAACUUCUAUCAGAGCAAAGUUGCUCCAGAUAGGCGAGCAGGACGAUCCGUCGUCUGAAGACGAAGGACCGAUGAUAGAAAAACUCGGGGUGCGACUGCCUGAGGAAGAAGUUGAUAUGUUGGUGGACCUUUUGGAGAAGAUGUUGAAGUAUAGGCCAGAGGAGAGGAUUUGUUUACAGCAUGUCAUUCGGCAUCCGUGGUUUACAUUGUAA
Messenger RNA from Serpula lacrymans var. lacrymans S7.9, 1314 nucleotides. RefSeq lists its product as uncharacterized. The record is from RefSeq and is a predicted model, not a curated record. Gene Ontology annotation, biological process: protein phosphorylation. The transcript is spliced from 2 exons. Bases 1 to 1314 code for a protein of 437 amino acids. NCBI's taxonomy places the organism in Eukaryota, Fungi, Basidiomycota, Agaricomycetes, Boletales, Serpulaceae. Gene Ontology annotation, molecular function: protein kinase activity; ATP binding.